UGUCUUGGAAAAGAAGAAUGACUGGCCACCCUGAAUGUAGGGCAUGUCCUGGAAAAGGAGGAAGUCUGGUCACCCUGAAUGUAGGACAUGUCCCCAAAAAAGAAGGAAGUCUGGUCACCUUGAAUGAAGGACAUAUCUUGGAAAGGAAGGAGGUCUGGUCACCCUGAAUAUAGGACAUGUCUUGGAAAAGAAGGAAGUGUGAUCACCCUGAAUGUAGGACAUGUCUUGGAAAAGGAGGACAUGCGGUCACUCCUGGCACAGAACCCCCCCCCGGUGUUUUGCCCUCUGCCUCAGGCGGCAUAUCGUCUUGGGCGACCCCUCUGCCCCUCUUUCCUCCACCAUUGGGUCUCUCUUCUUCUUCUUCUUCUCCCUUUCCCCAGAAGAAAGGGGCUGCUGGGGCCAGGCCUCUUGCCACGUCGGCUCCCUCCGUUUCCCGGGCCUCCUCCUCCUCCUCCUCCGCUUCGUGGCAGCAGCCAGCAGGCCUCCAUCCCUUCUUCUUCUUCUUCUUCCACCAAGAAGAGUUGUUGAAUCAAGAAACAUGGGUAGAAAAGAUGCCUUUUCUGCAAAAACGCCUGUUGAUCAGUACAGAAAGCAAAUAGGGAAACAAGAUUACAAGAAAACCAGGCCAAUGUUAAAAGCAACUCGAUUAAAAGCAGAGGCCAAGAAAACCGCACCAGGCAUAAAGGCACUUUGAGUUAUCAGUGAAUUCUUCUGUCAUGAAGCAUUUGAAGGAUAUCCUAAUGAAGAAUGCAAGCAAUCCCAGCAGCACCAGGAGCAGAAUGUGGAGGCAAAAAGGCAUAGUUGACUAAAGGCCAACAGCCCUAACAGUCCAUUGGUCAGAUCUUGAAACUCUUGAGGGAAGGAGGAAACUGGACUGUUUCACUUAUACAGUGCUGGUAAACUAGCAGAUCUCUCAGAUAAAAUGAACCCUACUUUUAUAGAACUGGACAAACCACUGGACUAGGCAGGAUGGCUGAGGGAUGUGUGAUCUUCAGAAGAUGGAAGGCAAGGAAAGCUCCUCUGUGAACAAGGAUAGGAAAGACUAUCCCAGAAUGCUAGUUUACUGCACAGUGGAACGCUGCUGCCGCUGAGCAUUCCCAUCGGGUUCCCAUUGGAUUCCAGGGGACGCCA
This is a messenger RNA of Sceloporus undulatus (fence lizard), 1131 nucleotides long. RefSeq names its product triple QxxK/R motif containing (gene TRIQK). The record is from RefSeq and is a predicted model, not a curated record. Bases 221 to 694 code for a protein of 157 amino acids. The transcript is spliced from 4 exons. Gene Ontology annotation, cellular component: endoplasmic reticulum membrane. Lineage: Eukaryota; Metazoa; Chordata; Lepidosauria; Squamata; Phrynosomatidae.